This is a messenger RNA of Chionomys nivalis (European snow vole), 1416 nucleotides long. RefSeq names its product gamma-butyrobetaine hydroxylase 1 (gene Bbox1). Gene Ontology annotation, molecular function: iron ion binding; gamma-butyrobetaine dioxygenase activity. Gene Ontology annotation, biological process: carnitine biosynthetic process. The record is from RefSeq and is a predicted model, not a curated record. NCBI's taxonomy places the organism in Eukaryota, Metazoa, Chordata, Mammalia, Rodentia, Cricetidae. The coding region runs from base 238 to 1416 and encodes 392 amino acids. The transcript has 8 exons. Gene Ontology annotation, cellular component: mitochondrion.
UGGAAUAGUCAAGGACCAAGUAGAAGCUACUGCGCCUGUGCUCAGGUGAGAGCUGACAGCUCCUCCCUGCUAAAUGCAUAGAUUUCUUCUCCAAAUCUGUUUUGCAAUAGAAGAACUGCCACUGUGAACAGGUGGGAAAGAAGUAGUGCCUAUCUGUGUGUUCCUGUGGCUGCAGCUGGCUCAGGCAUAGCAGACAAGACAGGUAGCUGGUAGAAUUUAUCUUCAAAGACCAGAAACAUGCACUGUGCCAUCCUAAAGGCAGAAGCAGUGGACGGGGCUCAUCUGCUGCAGAUCUCUUGGCACGAUGGAGCAGAGUCUCUCUACCCAGCAGUGUGGCUGAGAGACAACUGCCAGUGUUCAGAAUGCUACCUGCAUUCUGCAAAAGCUCGGAAACUUCUCCUGGAAGCUCUCGACGUGAACAUUAGAAUCAAAGACUUGUCAUUUGACCGGAAAAAGGUUUAUAUCACAUGGCCCAACGAGCAUUACAGUGAAUUUGAAGCAAAUUGGCUGAAGAAAAGAUGUUUUUCCCAACAGGCCAGAACAAGACUCCAAGAAGAACUGUUUUUACCAGAAUGCCAAUACUGGGGCUCAGAGCUUCAGCUGCCUACUCUGAAUUUUGGAGAUGUUUUAAAAGAUGAUGAGCAUGCAUACAAAUGGCUCUCUAGCCUCAAGAGAGUAGGCAUUGUGAGACUCACUGGAGCAGCUGACAAAUGUGGAGAGAUCACAAAACUUGGGAAAAGGAUUGGCUUUUUGUACCUCACAUUCUAUGGACACACUUGGCAAGUACAGGACAAGAUUGAUGCCAACAAUGUGGCUUAUACAACUGGAAAGCUCAGCUUCCACACUGACUACCCAGCCCUCCACCAUCCACCUGGGGUUCAGCUUCUGCACUGUAUAAAGCAAACAGUCACAGGUGGCGAUUCUGAAGUUGUAGAUGGGUUUAAUGUGUGCCGAAAGCUCAAGGAGAAGAAUCCUCAGGCAUUCCACAUUCUGUCCUCCACCUUUGUGGAUUUUACAGACAUUGGAGUGGAUUACUGUGACUUCUCUGUGCAAUCUAAACACAAGAUUAUAGAGUUGGAUGAUAAAGGCCAAGUGAUUCGCAUCAAUUUCAACAAUGCAGUCAGAGAUACAGUCUUCGAUGUCCCCAUCGAAAGAGUUCAGCCUUUCUACUCUGCUCUGAAAGAGUUUGUGGACCUCAUGAACAGCAAGGAAUACAAGUACACCUUCAAGAUGAAUCCAGGUGAUGUGAUUAUCUUUGACAACUGGCGCUUGCUCCAUGGACGUCAUAGCUAUGAGGCAGGAACUGAGAUAUCCCGUCAUCUGGAAGGAGCUUAUGCUGACUGGGAUGUAGUGAUGUCAAGGCUUCGUAUUCUAAGACAGAAGGUCAAAAAUGGAAACAGAGCUGGGCAGUGGUAG